Molecule: messenger RNA, 617 nt
Organism: Phyllostomus hastatus (greater spear-nosed bat)
Lineage: Eukaryota; Metazoa; Chordata; Mammalia; Chiroptera; Phyllostomidae
Gene: RNASEH2C
Product: ribonuclease H2 subunit C
Exons: 4
Coding region: 52-552 (166 amino acids)
Biological process (GO): RNA catabolic process
Cellular component (GO): ribonuclease H2 complex
Source: RefSeq, a predicted model, not a curated record
CUUCGCGCCAGAUUUGGCCUUAGCCCGCGAGCCUGGGGAUUGCAGCGGAGGAUGGAGAGCGGCGACGAGGAAGACGUCGAGAAGCGCCGAGUCCACCUACGCCCGGACACUCUACGCAGCGCCACCCCCGCCACGCUGCACCUUCUACCCUGUGACGUCCCGGUUAACCGGUCUGCCCCCGUGGGGAGCUUCUUCACCCCCGCCAUCCGUCAGGGUCCCGAAGGACUCGAAGUGUCGUUUCGGGGCCGCAGCCUGCGGGGAGAGGAGGUGGAGGUGCCGCCCGGCCUCGCGGGAUAUGUGAUGGUGAUGGAAGAGAAGAAAGAGGUGUUGGUGGGGAAGCACGGCUUCCCGCAGGGGUCAGACAAGCUGCUGGAGCCCCCGGAGGCGGCCCUGGAGCGGGACUUCGACCGUGUUAUCAGAGCCUCCGGCAGUUUCAGCCACUUCACCGUGUGGGGCCUGGAGACCGCCCCUGGCCCGGAUGCCAAAGUGCGUGCGGCCCUAACCUGGCCCAGCCUCGCCGCAGCGAUUCAUGCACAGGUGCCGGCGGACUGAGAACUAGAGCUGGAAGCUCAAAGCCACUGAUCCCUUCACCCAAUAAACCAACUCUUCACUUCUUA